Molecule: messenger RNA, 1943 nt
Organism: Penaeus indicus
Lineage: Eukaryota; Metazoa; Arthropoda; Malacostraca; Decapoda; Penaeidae
Product: venom protease-like
Exons: 10
Coding region: 162-1181 (339 amino acids)
Biological process (GO): proteolysis
Molecular function (GO): serine-type endopeptidase activity
Source: RefSeq, a predicted model, not a curated record
AGUGACCGACCGUUACUAUACUUCUCUGUGUUUGUAUUAUACUAAGAACAACGUAAUGGCUAUCAAAUGAGCCAAUUAAAGUUUCUGUUAACAAUUAAAUGACGAUAUCGUUUUAGGUGAAUGCGUUAAUUAGCAAAUAAGAGCGUUUUCGCACAAGAACAAUGUUGUGGCUGGGAACAAUUUUGUUAUUUGUUUACACAGUAGACGGUCAAGGUGACUCUCGCUGUGUCUCACUUGGCGGAUCGGAUGGUAGCUGUGGCUCCCAGGAUGAGUGUUCUUCCUACCUGAGCCUCAUUGAACAGAAAAAUGAACCUUCUGUAAAGCCACUCUUCAAUACGACAUUAGGAGAUGAGUUGUUGAACUACGUCUCGAGAUGCUGCGAAUCGGCCUCUUCGAAAUCUGUCUUUCCUACCGAGGAAGAGUGCGGUUUCUCUGUGCCUUCGGGUCCCGCAAACGAUCUUCAGAGGCGUGGCGCAUGGCCGUGGUUAGCUGUCAUCGGACUACGUGACGAGGGCAUAUUUCGCAUAUUAUGUGGCGGAUCCCUUAUAACACGUCGCCAUGUUCUCACCGUAGCUCACUGCGUAAGAUUUUCCAAAAACACCUUAUUCGUUCGUCUUGGGGACUAUCACCUGACGAGCACUGGCGAGGCAGACCACUUAGAACUGGCCGCUCUGAAUCAUACGGAUCCUGGAUAUAAUACAGACACAAGAAGAGAUGAUAUUUCGAUUAUUACUCUGGAGAGAGACGUUGUAUUCAGUGACUAUAUUCGGCCAGUGUGUCUUCCAUUCAACUACCGAUCCAAUGAUUUUUUAGAUAAGCAUCUAGCCGUCGUUGGUUAUGGCACCACCAUCCUUGGUGGUGAUCUAUCGGAAUUACCCAAUGCUGUUGUGGUGAACGUGGUAAAUUUAGGCACCUGUCAAAGAAAUUACAGGCAGCUUCAGCAGUUAAACAGAAUCAUCCUAACUGACUCGCAGAUGUGUGCAGGUGGUCUCAAUGGAGACUCUUGUACAGGAGACAGCGGCGGGCCUCUGAACUACUAUGAUGUCAACACUCGCAGGUUUUAUAUUGCUGGCAUAGUGUCGUUCGGCUAUGGAUGCGGCAAUCCGGAUUUCCCUGGAGUCUACACGCGUGUGGGAGCUUACCUCCAGUGGAUUGAGAACACAUUAGAUAUCAGCAUUUAGAUAGCUAAAACCGACACUACUAUUCAAAAUAUUUGCACUCAAACAGGGAUGAGCUGACUGCAGCCAUCUAUGGUGAGGGCCUAGCAUUAAAUAUGAUUUAAAUACUUGGUACGCAAGACAAAGAUCCCUUACCAAGAUAUGGCUUAGAUUCCCCAAAACUACACAGGCUUGGCUUUGGGGAUUGGAGAACAAAAGUUGGUAUGGAACCAGGACCAGUUCUUCUCCCUAAUGCCGCUGCCUCCACAAUAUCCUCAAGGUACCCAGUUUCCAUGCAUGAUCGUUAAAUAGAACUGCAGUUUUAAUGAUGGAGAAGAUAUAAACCGACGUGAAAGACAUUUGUAUACCAGGAUGGACUGUCAGCUAAUAAAUAGUGAGAGGGUAAAAAGCAGUUAAUACUCGUAGUGAUAUUUUGUACAUGUAGAGACUUAUUUCAUCAUAUGCAUUAUUAAUGUAUAUCCAUGUUAUUAUUAUAUAACUAUAAUCAUAUAUUUAUUAAAUGUUAUUAUUACAUACGUUCAUAUCGUUUUCAAAUUUUAAUUGUGUACCAUUAGUAUGUUUACUGUAUAUCUAAUUAUGAUAUUUGUUUUUUGUAAUCAUAUUACCGUUAAUAUGUCAUUAUUUUAACAGAACAGUUGACACUAGCAAAGCAUAGUUUUUUCUAUAUGGCAAACCAGUUUGUCUUUCUGCAUUUGGAACUUCAUGGAUCCACUAAAGCUGUAGAAAUGAAACUAUUGUAGUUUUGAAUAAAGGGUUAUUUAUGAU